This is a messenger RNA of Microplitis demolitor, 2966 nucleotides long. RefSeq names its product rh5-interacting protein-like. The transcript is spliced from 10 exons. The record is from RefSeq and is a predicted model, not a curated record. Lineage: Eukaryota; Metazoa; Arthropoda; Insecta; Hymenoptera; Braconidae. The coding region runs from base 1188 to 2423 and encodes 411 amino acids.
CAAGACAAUGAAAAAGUGAGUAUACUCAAUAAAAAAUACUAAUUGUUAUCAUCAUUCUAAGACUGAUUUAUUUAAAUCGUAUAAAAUGUAAUUUGACUAUAAAUAUAUGUCGGCGGUAAUUAGAAUACUUAUUAUUAACGUAAUGUUUUAUAAAUUUCAUUCUAACUUAAUAUCAUACAAGUGCAAUCCUGUCCACUCGCAACCAUGCUGUAUGUUAAGGAGUACGUGUGAAAAAAAUAAUCUCAAAAAUUUAGAUACAUGCAAAAAACAAGUGUAUGUAGGAAUGUAUUGUGAACGAGAUGAGGAUUGUGAUGAAAUAUUGCAUUCAAAGUGUUCAAAUGGUAACAUAUGUAUCUGCAGGUCUAACAAUAUCGAAACUAACUUUACCAUAUGUGCACCGCUAUUGGGCGAAUAUUGUAUAAAAAAUGAGAAGUGUGCAUCUGAUAAUUCUAUUUGUAUUCAUAACGAAUGUCAAUGCAAGGCAAAUUAUUCACCUGUGUCUAAUAAUCAAUGCAAACCAAGUUAGCUUAUUUAUUAGAAAAUUGAUCAAGUAAUUAAAUAAAACUAAGUUUUAUAGAUUAUUAUGACGUUUUUUCACGUUUUAGAGAUACUAGGAAAAUAUUGCUCUGACGAUAGUCAAUGCAAAAUAGUUAAAUUUGCAAAGUGUUCGGCGUCUAAUGCAUGUAAUUGUACAAAUAACACUAUUGAAUUGAGUCCAACGUUUUGUGCACCACUUUUAGAUGGGUUUUGUGAGAGCGACGAUGAAUGCAUACGAAUGAAUGCUACUUGUUUUGAUAAUAAGUGUAAAUGCAAACCUGAUUUAGUUCCUGAUUCUAGUACUGGCUGUAGAAAAACUAAUUCACUGUUGUCGUGCCUACGUGAUACCGAUUGUAUUAAAUUUAUUAAUCAUUCCGUGUGUCAUUGGAAUAAGUGUCGGUGCGAUAUACUAUAUUUCCCGCUGAAUGAGACUGUAUGUGCACCAAUGUACAAUCAAUGUUGUUAGGAAUUUGAACCAUGUGUAAUUACCAACUCUCUUUGCAUUGAUAACAAGUGUCAGUGUAAGCAUAGUUAUGUAUACCACGAAUUCAACUGCUAUCCAACGUAUUUGGGAGAACCUUGUCUUAUCCAUAAAGAUUGUCAUAAAAUAAAAUUUGGAAUUUGUUCAAAAGAUAAAAAAUGCGUUUGUGAUGAUAAACAAACAGUUUAAUAAAACAUCGUGUGGGCCAAUUAUAGGUGAAUUUUGUUCAAAGGAUGACGAAUGUAAAAUUUCAAACUCACAAUGUAUUAAUAAUCGAUGCGAAUGUAGAGAUUUUUAUUCACCUUUAUACAAUAAGCAAUGUUUACCAACUGAGUUAGGAUGGAAUUGUGAAUAUGAUGACGAUUGUAGAAAUGUAUGUAAUGCAAGGUGUUCAGAGAGUAAAAAAUGUACUUGUCAACUGAAUCACGUUCCAUUGAAUAAUAGGACAUGUGCUCCAUUACUUGGUGAAUACUGUUGGAAUAAUGAACAAUGUGUAACGAACAAUUCUGUUUGUAUUGACCAUACAUGUCGAUGCAAUCACGAUUUCAUAGAAAAAUCAAACGAUGAAUGUAUUGAAGGUUGGUUCAAUCAAUAUUGUGACAGCGACAGCGAUUGCAAAAUAUUUAUAAAUUCCAAAUGCUCAAGAGAAUACAAAAAAUGUCGUUGUAAGCAUAAUUAUGUGAAGAUUGAUAAAAUAGCUUGUGCUCCGUUAUCAGGUGAAAUUUGUCACUACAUUGAUGAAUGUGGCUUGAAUAAUUCAAUCUGUAUUGAUAACCAAUGUUCAUGCCAACCUCACUUUGUUCAAGACUCUCAUGGUCAAUGCUUACCCCUCUUGUUAGGAUUUCCGUGUCAACGAGACACUGACUGUAAGAAAAUACGACAUGCGAAAUGUUCUAAAAAUAAGAAAUGCGAUUGCGAUUCAAAUUAUUUUGAAUUCAACAGAACAACAUGUGCAGCACUUAUAGGCGAGUAUUGUAUGGAAAAUAGAGAUUGUUAUCCCAUCCACAGUGUUUGUGACCGUGAAAUUUGCAGAUGCGCCGAUGGCUUUGUACGUCAAUCUAAUAACGUAUGUUUGUCAAGUUAUUUAGGAAUACUCUGUGAGAAUAAUGACGACUGUAGUGGUAUAAUGCAUUCUGUAUGCACGAAAAAUCACCAAUGUGCUUGUAAUGAAAAUUACAUUGCAUCAAAUGAGACAACGUGUGCACCUUUGUUAAAUGAACCAUGUUCGAACGACGGAGCAUGCGCAACAUUAAACGCAGUUUGCCUUUACAAUAAAUGUCAAUGCAAACAUAAUUACUUAUCUCAGUCCGAUAAUAAUUGCAUACCAGAGCAUUUGAAAGGAGAUUGUAUUUGUGACUUAGAUUGUAGCGCCAUAAAACAUGCAGAGUGUUCAAUGGGUAAAUAAUGUGUUUGCAUGGAAAAUUAUGUCUCAGUUAAUGAAACUACUUGUGAACCCAUAAAAUACGGUCACUGUCCUGCGAUAAACCCGUGCAAUGUAACAGGGGAUUUUUGCCGUAAAAAUUGCGAAUGUGGCGAUUUAGUGCGUAAAUAUUGUUCAGAAAAUCAAACAUGUACCUGCAACCCAAAUUACAUUGAAUUGAACGGUUCCUGUCAACCAAUUAUAGAUGGUUUUUGUACUAAAGAUAAAGAUUGCAUUCCAGAUAAUUCUUUUUGUUAUCUGCACACAUGUCAAUGCAAAGAUAACUCUAUAUCAAUAUCUAAUGAUCGAUGUGAGGCAAUUUCAUUGGGAAUGUCAUGUAAAUCGGAUGAAGAUUGUAAUCUUCUGAUAAACGCAAAAUGCUCGAAUGGUAAAACGUGUGUUUGUAAUGAAAAUAGUAUACCACUAAAUAAAUUUAUGUGCACAGUAAUCAUUGAAGGAUCUUGUUUGAACAAUGAUCAGUGUCAAAUUGAAAAUUCAAGUUGUAUAAAUAAUAUAUGUCAAUGCAAA